AGGAUCAAAAAACAAGGAAGGAAAAUGAUGCUCAGCACAAUCUUACCAUUGACGCUUCUAUCCCUGGUGGCUUCCACGUCAACUACCGCAGACAGGACAGAUCCCGUAAUAGGAAUAGAUUUAGGAACCACUUACUCAUGUGUUGGAAUUUUCAAAGAUGGACAUGUUGAAAUUCUUCCGAACGAGCAAGGCAAUCGAAUCACUCCAUCUUACGUUGCUUUCAAUGCUGACGGCGAAAGGCUGAUAGGCGACGCUGCCAAAAACCAACUGACGUCAAACCCUAAAAAUACAAUAUUUGACGUCAAAAGAUUGAUAGGACGGGAAUGGGACGACCCCACUGUACAGAAGGAUGUGCAAUAUUAUCCCUUUAGCAUCAUUAACAAACACAACAAACCACACAUCAAAGUACUUGUUGGCGAGCAAGAGAGGGUGUUUGCUCCAGAGGAAAUUUCCGCCAUGGUGUUGAGCAAAAUGAAGGAAAUAGCCGAAGGAUACCUCAAACAAAACGUCACCCGGGCUGUUAUUACAGUUCCAGCUUAUUUCAACGACGCCCAACGUCAGGCAACAAAGGAUGCCGGGACGAUUGCAGGCCUAGAGGUGCUCCGAAUUAUCAAUGAACCAACCGCAGCUGCCAUUGCCUAUGGACUCAAUAAAAAGGGUGGGGAAAAGUCUGUCUUGGUGUUUGAUUUGGGAGGAGGAACAUUCGAUGUAUCGCUCUUGACAAUUGACCAGGGAGUGUUCGAAGUCGUUGCUACUAGUGGAGACAACCAUUUGGGAGGAGAAGACUUCGACCAACGUGUUAUGGAAUUCCUGAUAAAGAAACACAAGAAAAACACUGGCGUGGAUCUAAGGAAAGAUAAUCGUGCUCUACAGAAGCUACGCCGAGAAGUGGAGAAAGCCAAGCGAACACUCUCCUACCGCCACGAAACACGUAUAGAAAUCGAGGCUCUCUCUAAUGGCGAAGACUUCUCCCACACUCUUACAAGAGCUAAAUUUGAGGAGCUCAAUAUGGACUUGUUCCGGUCAACAUUGAAUCCUGUGAAACAAGUACUCAAGGACGGAGACAUGAAAAGAUCCGACAUUGAUGAAAUCAUUCUAGUGGGAGGUUCCACACGUAUUCCCAAAAUACAGCACCUUGUGAAGGAAUUCUUCAACGGAAAGGAGCCUAGUCGAGGUGUGAACCCAGACGAAUCGGUGGCUUAUGGUGCGGCGGUUCAGGGGGCUGUGCUCAGUGGUGCUGACGAAAUAAGUGACGUUCUUGUUGUUGACGUCAAUCCACUUACUUUGGGUAUAGAGACAGUAGGCGGAGUUAUGACAAAACUCAUUCCACGCAACUCCCCCAUUCCCAACAAAAAGUCACAAAUAUUUUCAACAGCAGCCGACAACCAGCCAUCCGUGACUAUUCAAGUAUUCGAAGGUGAACGACCCAUGACUAAACACAACCAUCUGUUGGGAACAUUUGAAUUGACUGGGAUACCCCCGGCUCCAAGAGGAGUUCCUCAAAUUGAGGUCACAUUUGAAAUCGAUGCAAACAGUAUUCUGACAGUAUCGGCGGAAGACAAAGGAACCGGAAGUAAGAAUAAAAUUACCAUUCAAAAUGACAAUAACCGGAUAUCCCCGGAGGAGAUAGAAAAAAUGGUGAAAGACGCUGAAAUGUUUGCCGAAGAAGACAAAAAAGUAAAAGAAACUAUUGAUGCAAAAAAUGAUCUGGAACAUUUUGCAUAUUCAAUUAAAAAUCAGAAUAGUGAAAAAGGACAACUUAGUGAAAAACUUAGCGAGGAAGAUAAAUCAACGAUUAAGGAAGCAGUGGAAUCUACCAUAAGCUGGGUGGAGUCAAACCCCAACGCUGAACUAAAUGAUCUCAAAGAAAAAAAAAUAGAGUUAGAGAACAUAGUGCAACCAAUCACAAGCAAGCUUUAUAAAGAAAGCCAGAGUUCAAAGGCCAAGGAACGAGAGGACCUUUAAUGGACAUGUGUUCUAUGAGCAUUUGAUCUGUGAUAUUAUCAUAAAUGAAAUGUCCCUUCACUAUUUAUUUCCAUAAAUAUUUAUGUAUAGU
Molecule: messenger RNA, 2056 nt
Organism: Saccostrea echinata
Lineage: Eukaryota; Metazoa; Mollusca; Bivalvia; Ostreida; Ostreidae
Product: endoplasmic reticulum chaperone BiP-like
Exons: 6
Coding region: 25-1965 (646 amino acids)
Biological process (GO): endoplasmic reticulum unfolded protein response; cellular response to unfolded protein; protein refolding
Cellular component (GO): nucleus; cytoplasm; endoplasmic reticulum chaperone complex
Molecular function (GO): ATP binding; ATP hydrolysis activity; misfolded protein binding
Source: RefSeq, a predicted model, not a curated record